Molecule: messenger RNA, 3673 nt
Organism: Temnothorax curvispinosus
Lineage: Eukaryota; Metazoa; Arthropoda; Insecta; Hymenoptera; Formicidae
Gene: Kap-alpha1
Product: importin subunit alpha-7
Exons: 11
Coding region: 150-2258 (702 amino acids)
Biological process (GO): NLS-bearing protein import into nucleus; cellular response to oxidative stress
Cellular component (GO): cytoplasm; nucleoplasm; nucleus
Molecular function (GO): protein binding; thioredoxin peroxidase activity; nuclear import signal receptor activity
Source: RefSeq, a predicted model, not a curated record
GGCCCUGCCCCUGCCGGCCGCUCAUCUGUGAACGUUCACAACGAAUCGCUACUAUCGCUAGUUUCGCUCGCGACCCCGUAUAUCCCGUAGCGCACAAGUUGGGAUUUGCAUUCUGCACUCGUUGCACCCGUACGGCGUACAUAUACUACAUGAGUCAGCUGCUAAGCCGUGUUGUUUUCGCCAACGGACGGUGGUCGACGUUCAGUUGUUUCCCACGAAGCUUUCACGUAUCAUCACGAAAAAUGGUUAUUGCCGUUGGUGACAAAUUACCCAGCGUGGAUCUUUUUGAGAACACGCCGGCAGACAAGGUGAAUCUAGCAGAGGCUGCAGCUCGGUCCAAGAGCAUCAUAGUGUUUGGUGUGCCAGGUGCAUUUACGCCCGGUUGUUCAAAGACUCAUUUGCCUGGUUAUGUUCAAAAGGCGGGUGAACUGAAGAGUAAGGGAAUUUCAGAGAUUUUCUGUGUCAGUGUUAAUGAUCCAUUUGUUAUGGCAGCCUGGGGAAAAGAACAUGGUGCAGCAGGGAAAGUACGAAUGUUAGCUGAUCCUAAAGCGGAGUUUACAGAUGCCAUUGAUCUUGGUAUGGAUUUACCGCCUUUAGGAGGCAAACGCAGCAAACGUUAUUCUAUGGUUAUUGAAGAUGGAAAAGUAAAGGAGAUCAAUAUGUCAACUGGACCUACACAUAAACAUCGUUAUAAAAACGUAGGAUUAGAUUCACAAGAACUGCGGAGACGCAGAGAAGAAGAGGGAGUCCAAUUAAGAAAGCAGAAACGUGAGCAGCAAUUAUCAAAACGUCGCAAUGUUCCUAACAUUGUUGCGGAUGAAGAUAAUGUUACAGCUACAGACGAAUAUUCACUUCCUACAGCACAAUCGCAGUCUCCUGGUAUUAUAACAUCUGAAAUGGUAGAUGCAUUGUAUAGUCCUAACAUACAAGAUCAAUUGGCAGCAACACAGAAAUUUAGAAAAUUAUUAUCAAGAGAGCCAAAUCCUCCUAUAGAUGAAGUGAUACAAACAGGGAUUGUACCACAAUUUGUUGAAUUUCUUAAAAAUAAUACAAAUUGCACUUUACAGUUCGAAGCAGCAUGGGCUUUGACAAACAUAGCAAGCGGUACAUCUCAACAAACGCGCAUUGUGAUAGAUGCAGGAGCUGUCCCUACUUUCAUUUCUUUACUUGCUUCCGAGUAUGAAGAUGUGCAGGAACAAGCUGUUUGGGCAUUGGGUAAUAUUGCGGGAGAUAGUCCCGAAUGCAGAGAUCAUGUCUUAGCCAACGGUAUCCUCACACCGCUUCUACAACUGCUAUCAAAGGCGACACGACUUUCCAUGACCCGCAAUGCGGUAUGGGCAUUAUCAAAUCUCUGUCGAGGAAAAAAUCCAGCACCGGCUUUUCCAAAGGUUGCACCAUGUUUACCAGUGUUAGCACAUCUUCUUAAUCAUACUGACUUUGAUGUACUCGCUGAUGCUUGUUGGGCUCUUUCUUAUUUGAGCGAUGGUCCAAAUGAUAAGAUACAAGCUGUUAUUGAUGCUGGCGUUUGCAGACGUCUCGUAGAACUUCUCAUGCAUGAACAAAAUAACGUUAUAAGCGCGGCUCUUCGUGCUGUAGGUAACAUAGUUACUGGAGAUGAUGUGCAAACGCAAGUUGUAUUAAAUUGCUCGGCAUUACCGUGUCUAUUACAUCUCUUAAGUUCGCCACGGGAAAGUGUUCGUAAAGAGGCUUGCUGGACAGUCUCUAAUAUCACUGCCGGAAAUCCCCAACAAAUACAAGCGGUGAUUGAUGCUAAUAUCUUCCCGGUUUUAAUCGAGAUUUUGAGUAAAGCUGAAUUCAAAACACGCAAAGAAGCUGCAUGGGCAAUUACAAAUGCUACUAGUGGCGGAACGGCCGACCAAAUUCGAUACCUCGCAAUGCAAGGAUGUAUUCCGCCACUCUGUGACUUGCUUACUGUUAUGGAUGUCAAGAUCGUUCAGGUCGCUUUGAACGGAAUAGAGAAUAUUUUACGUCUGGGAGAACAAGAUGCAACCAUGCAUAAUGGUCUCAAUCCUUAUGCAGUUCUUAUUGAAGAAUGUUAUGGCCUAGACAAAAUAGAAUUCUUGCAAUCUCAUCAAAAUAUGGAUAUUUAUCAAAAGGCCUUCGAUAUUAUUGAACGAUUCUUUGGGUCUGAGGAAGAAGAUACCAGACUUGUACCUUCAAUCGAUUCGCAAGGACAAGAAUACCAGUUCACCGCACCAGAUUCUUCCCAACUACCAGUGCAAGGCUUUGAAUUCUAAUGAACUAUCUUUCUUGAUAUAACUGUUUCAUUUAAUAUUAACGUUAUUCGUUCCGCAGAAAUUUACAAUAUUUUGAAAAUCGGUACGUCAAUAGUAAACAUGAUUUUACAUAUUCAUUCAUAUGAGCUGAUGAGUUUAUUUAUGUCAAAACUAAUACACUACACAGUGAUCGAAAUCUAUUCACCGAGAAUUAAAAACAGUAAAAAAAUCUUCGUGCACUUUCAAUUUUUUUUUCCAUUUAAGAGAACCAUAACUCACUAUAUGAUCUGAGAUGAUUUAUGUUUUCGAACCUACGUCAAAUUGUGACAAUGUCUGCGUUAGAGCCUUGAAACAAUUUGUGUAGGAACACAGACUCAUAUCUGCAUAUAUUUAGUAUGAGACGUUCAGUUUUUAAAACAUAAACGUCUUAGUGUUUAAGUAGAAGUGGAGACAACAUCAGAACAAUUUGUCGAGGCAGACUCAUACCUCGUCCGACAUGUGACUGACGCAGAAUUACGAAAAAAAAAACUUGCAUUACCCUGCAAGAUACUAACUGAAUGACUGAAGUACGCGACUAUGUAGCCAACACGGACAACAUUACGCAACGCGGUACUCACCUCCUUACUAUACUAGAUAGAAACAUGACCAAUUAAACUUUUUUACUGUAAAUACGUAUCUCGUAAUUUUAAGGCUAUUCUAUACAGAGUGCCCUUAAGAAGCGAAGCAAUAGUCAUAUCUGGCCGUCAACGCAACAUUGCAACAGUUUGCAAGAAUUGGUUGAAGUAUUUGGUGUAAUUUGUGAUAGGCAUGAUUUGUACUGAGAUACGUACAAAACAUGUUUUGGUUUUCUUAUGUUAAGUAAUCGUGCGGAAUGCUGACUCCAGUUAUUAUAUCUAUACUUUUGUUAAUCCAGCAUCACGCGAUCAAUUAUUAGUUGUUCUUAAUUAUAAACAUAUAUUUGCAGAUGUAUUAAAUAAAUAAUUUUUAUCUUAUGUUUUAUAAUUGAAUUUUUAAACUAUCGCAGAUGCGAUAUUUUUCAACCCUUUAUUUGCAUGUGAUGAAAACGAAUAGUAAUGAAAUUGUACAGCACAAAAUUAGAUUUUGGACAUUCUGUAUGAAAAGUCUAUGACUGUAUAUAUGAAAUGUAUUUAUUAUUUAGGUUUGACGAUACCAUACUAUAUUAUACACAAACCUUAUAUAUAUACUAUCUACUUUUAGUUACCGAUUUGAAUCGUUAUGACGGAGAACGACUGUACUACAGCUCACUAGUUGAAACUUUGCUAACAUGUCACUAGCAAAGUAUGCAGCUAUGGAUACUUGUUGCCAAUUUAUAAAAUGCUUACCAAAUAGUAAUACAUAAAAGAGUAAUACAUAGAAAAGAGGACUUGCCAUUAUGUUGUGCACGUUAUUUCUAAAUAAAACUUGGGAUAAAUGUG